Messenger RNA from Oldenlandia corymbosa var. corymbosa, 779 nucleotides. Lineage: Eukaryota; Viridiplantae; Streptophyta; Magnoliopsida; Gentianales; Rubiaceae. The record is from the annotation of a GenBank genome assembly.
CAGACAUUCUACAAGAUCAUUGAGGACCACUCACAUUGAUCCGUUCCUUAUCAUUGUUGGAAAACUUCAUUGUCCAAGAGUAGUGUCUCAUGAUGCUAUUCGUACUUACUGUCGUAACAUUUGAUCGAUCCGGCAUAGUUUCACAGUCAGACCAGUGGGGGAAAAUUUGGUUCAUUUCAAGUUUAAUGAACGAAUCGAUCGUGCUAGUGUUCUUCAGGGGGAGUCAUGAUUGCUAGGUCGUAAACAUCUCCUGGUUUUGAAGCCUCAUGAUGAUUUAACUGCUUAUUUUGGUAUCUGCCCUUGGUGGAUUCAAUUACAUCAGUGUCUGUAGGUUUUGAUGAAUGAGGAAUUUACCAUUUAUUCAGGAAAUCUGAUUGGUCAAUUUUUGGAUGUUUACAUGAUGCUAAUCGUAAUUGCAUUGGCAGAUUUCUCCAUAUUAAAGUAUGAGCGUUUGGCAGAAUGGUAUUAUCAUUGUGGGAUUACUGGGCACAUUGAAAGUGGUUGUCCAACUAAACCAGUGAAUGAAGGCAGUUCUUCCUCCCCUCCUAAAUACGGUAAUUGGCUUAAGGCGACAGGCUACUGGAACCCGUCUUUUUCCAAACGGCCGGUGCAAGAACCAGAUCCAUUUCAUGCUCCGGAUGAUUCUGGCGAAGAAGUUGCUCCUUACACAUCAAUCACACCGUAUUACUUCCAGACUUACUAUCACUCAUCCACCAACCCACGUUCAUGUCUCCACUACUCCCACAAACUGAACACCUUUAGUAUCUUCUAAUCCAGAC